Messenger RNA from Salvia hispanica, 2425 nucleotides. Its product is annotated as Protein kinase superfamily protein. The record is from RefSeq and is a predicted model, not a curated record. Gene Ontology annotation, biological process: regulation of response to reactive oxygen species. NCBI's taxonomy places the organism in Eukaryota, Viridiplantae, Streptophyta, Magnoliopsida, Lamiales, Lamiaceae.
ACGCAAUAUGAGUCCAACAUUUUGGUAGUGGUUGCUCUUUCAAACCAAAACGUAGUGCAAACUUCUGGAGAUUGCGUGAUCCCUUCAUUUUUCUUUCUUUCAAUAAUUUUGAGCUGCGACCUGUAAUUUCUUCCAUUUAUUGGUUUAUGCUGAAAAAGGCAUUAAACCAUAAAUGGCUGCAAUUCUAGCUUCCUUUAGCUGUGGUUGCCGCGUAGGGGACCGAACAAAUCAAGGAAGAUUAGGAGAUGAUAUUAGUUUCUCAGGAAACAUAUCAAACCAUGACCUCUCAAGAUUUGACAAAGAUGUGUACGCCCUUGCCAAAACCCGAAAGCUCGGUAGGUUGCAGGUCUCUAUGCAGCAGACAGAGUUAUCCACAAAAGUUGGUACAAACGGGCGAGCAACUAAAAUGGUGCCAACGACUGAGGUCAUGAAGGCAAAAUCAGUGUCUGUUAGUCCAUCACAGGGUGUGAAUGGCUCUACGAGGAAUGUUAAUGGUGGGAAGCUCGUGAAGAGUCCCCCAAAAACAUCAAGAACCAGCGUGCUUCCGCCUAUUGAAGGGCUGAAAGUGUUACCUUCAGAUGAAGGCUUCAGUUGGGCAAAUGAGAACUAUAACUCUGUCCAGAGGAGUAUAGAUGUGUGGUCCUUUGUUCUUUCCCUUCGUGCGCGUGUUUACUUGGACAAUGCCAAGUGGACUUACAUUGGAGGCUUCUCCGAGGAUAAGCAGGUGGAGAGGAGACGAAAAACUGCCUCGUGGUUAAGGGAAUGUGUGCUGCAACUUGGCCCGACUUUCAUCAAGCUUGGCCAAUUAUCCUCAACGAGAUCUGAUCUGUUUCCAAAAGAAUUUGUUGAUGAGCUUGCUAAGCUGCAGGAUAGAGUACCGGCAUUUUCACCAAGCAAAGCAAAGAGCUUCAUAGAAAAGGAAUUGGGUGCUCCUCUUUAUAUGUUAUACAAGGAGUUUGAAGACCUCCCAAUAGCUGCUGCUAGCCUUGGUCAGGUGCACAGAGCUAUCUUGCAUAACGGAGAGACGGUGGUGGUAAAAGUCCAAAGACCGGGACUAAAGAAGCUCUUCGAUAUUGAUCUUAAAAAUCUAAAGCUAAUUGCUGAGUACUUCCAAAAGAGUGAAACUCUUGGUGGCCCGACAAGGGAUUGGGUCGGAAUAUACGAAGAAUGUGCAAAGAUCUUGUAUGAGGAAAUCGAUUAUGUUAAUGAAGGAAAGAAUGCUGAUAGAUUUCGUCGUGACUUUAGAAAUAUAAAGUGGGUCCGAGUUCCUAUGGUGUACUGGGAUUAUACAGCAAUGAAAGUGCUAACAUUGGAGUAUGUUCCUGGAAUUAAGAUAAAUCAGGUGGAUCUGAUAGACGGGCGUGGUUACAGUCGAUCUAGAAUUUCUUCGCGUGCUAUUGAAGCCUACUUGAUUCAAAUACUAAAGACUGGUUUCUUUCAUGCUGAUCCGCACCCGGGAAAUCUUGCCAUUGAUGUCGAUGAAGCCCUCAUAUACUAUGACUUUGGCAUGAUGGGAGAGAUCAAGAGCUUCACAAGGGAGCGGCUGUUGGAUCUUUUCUAUUCCGUUUAUGAGAAGGAUGCAAAAAAGGUGAUGCAAGGUCUCAUAGAUCUUGGUGCACUUCAGCCCACGGGAGACAUGACAUCGGUCAGGAAAACAGUACAGUUCUUCUUGGAUAAUUUGUUGAAUCAAAGACCAGAUCAGCAGCAAACUCUUUCUGCAAUUGGUGAGGAUCUAUUUGCAAUAGCAACGGACCAGCCCUUCCGGUUUCCCUCCACCUUCACGUUCGUGCUGAGAGCGUUUUCAACACUCGAAGGCAUUGGAUACACUCUGAAUCCGGAAUUUUCCUUCCCAAAGAUUGCUGCACCAUACGCUCAGGAGCUCCUAGACUUGAGACAGCAACGCCCAACUGGACCACGGCUCGUUCAAGAAAUAAGGAAACAAGCUGAUGAUGCAAGAUCAACGACGAUCUCCAUGCCUUACCGGAUCCAACGCAUAGAAGACAUCGUGAAACAGCUUGAAUCCGGAGAUUUGAAGCUCAGAGUCCGAGUACUGGAGUCGGAGAGAGCAGCUCGGAAAGCAACCAUACUGCAAAUGGCAACUAUGUACACUGUCUGUGGAGGCACCUUCUUGAACCUUGGCGUCACUUUCGUCAAUCAAGGCAGUGAAGCUAUAGCAAAUGGAUCUUUCGUCGUUGCAGGUGUUUUCCUCACUCUGCUCAUCACAUCUAUGCAAAGGGUGAAAAAGCUUGACAAAUUUGAGAAAAUGAUAUGAUGUUUUGAUCCAUCCUUAGAAUACAAAAUUUAUUGUAAAGUCGCUUUCGAGAAAUUAUACUUACAUAUACUUUUCAUACAUAUUGUUAGAUUCAUACAAAUAGAUGAAUAGUUGUGCUGGAUGAUGAUUUAUAACAUUCUUUUGGUUGGUCAA